Molecule: messenger RNA, 1632 nt
Organism: Phytomonas sp. EM1
Lineage: Eukaryota; Euglenozoa; Kinetoplastea; Trypanosomatida; Trypanosomatidae
Source: the annotation of a GenBank genome assembly
AUGGAUUUGGUAACUACACUGAAAAAAAAUAUCCAACGGUUCGUCGACGAUAGGCAGCCUUUAAGCGCAUUGCCUCUAGCUGAAAUUUUAUGCGAAAUAAGUCAAAACGAUAAGGAAAGCCAUCUUCUAAGGACGAAAGCUCUUUUUGAAGCACGUGAAUUUGAAAAUGUUGUGCAUGCUGUGAACUUCGCACUGCGUGAUGACGAUAGAAACAUGGAGCUCGUAGCCCUAGGAAUGAAGGCUGCAUUUGAACUCGGUGAAUUAAAGCAGUGUGUGAAGUUUGCAAAUGCACUGAUUCAAUCAGAUAAAGAAGGUGUAUGCGCUGUAUGCUACAUUGCAAAGUGCUCGGAACUUUGUGGGGACACAGCGGAAGCUGUACACUUUUACAAAAUAGCACUUGAGAAAGAUCCAUUUUGUGUAGAGGCCUUGACGGCUAUGAUCAAAAGGAAGCUACAGACACCCGAAGAAAUUUCCGAUUUUAUUGAUACGCUUCACCUUCCUCCUGAAGCAGAAAUCAUUAAAAAAUGCUAUAAGGCAAAGUUAAACUUUGCUGAUUUGGAUACUGAUUGGUCUCAAGAUGUUCCUGUUCAGCUAGUCCUUUUGCAAAAGGUUCGCCGAGAAUACGGAAAAAAUAAUCUGCAUAAAGCUUUGUUAUUAGUCACCAAUUUUUUAGAGCGCGAUCCCUAUGAUCGCGAUGCUGUUUGCCUUUACUUGUCCAUUCUUGUGGAUAUGAAUGCAACACCAAAACUAUUUGAGGAAGCACAUUUUCUUACGAAGAGCAAAUCAAGAUCUGAAUUAGCAGUUUAUGCGAUCGGAUGCUACUAUUAUUCACUCUCUAACUACGAAAGAGCUGGUCGUUAUUUUUGUCGUGCCACGGAGCUUGAUUGCUAUUUCGCUGAGGCUUGGGUGGCAUAUGGGCACUGCUAUUCAAAAUUAGAGGAAGGUGAGCAGGCUCUGGGUGUGUAUAGAAGGGCGAUGAAUUUUUUCCCAGGCUUAACAGAAUGUUUGACUUUUGCUGGAAUGCAGUACAGUCGAAUUCACCAGUGGCCGAUUGCUGUGUGUUUUUUCGAAGAGUCUCUAAAGAAAUCUCCGAAUAAUCCGCUAGUGCUUAAUGAAAUGGGGGUUGUAUUCGUACGUAAUGGUAAUCUUCAAGAGGCAUUGAAAUAUUUUUACCAAGCUUACAACAAUCUUCCAAAUCGAGAAAAUCCAUCUGAAAGACAGGAUUGCAUUCUUUUUAAUUUGGCUACCAUUCUUCGAAAGCUUGGGGAUUAUAAAGAGGCGAUAAAAUAUUAUAGUCAUUACGUAAAGUGUCGGCCAAGUGCCGGACACGCACAUUGCGCACUUGGAUUUACGUAUCACCUAUUAGGCAACCUCAAGGUUGCCAUUGAACACUAUCACACGGCCCUCAGCAUUAAACUAGAUUCAUUUUGUAGAGGCUUAUUAGACAGAGCACUAUCCACAGACUUUGGACGCAACAUUAACGAAUUGAUGUGGAACAAGGAGGGAACUAACUUUGCAUCUCAUGGAAAAGUUUCCUUUUCCACCAUCUCCAAAACGUUCCGUUCUGCAUCCUCCGCUGAAAGUGCGAUUGACACUCCAAAAACAAGUGUCGGAAGAAGUCUAUCGUUUUGA